AUGUUCAACGCAGAGCGAAAUCCAUCCCCUAUUAUGGACUGGACCACACUGCCUCCAGAAGUCUUCGAGAUAAUCCUCACAUAUCUGGAUCUCGACACGGUCAAGGCUCUUCGUCUAACAGACCGAAAGCUCGCAGAAAAGUGCAUCGGACCCCGGUUUUUAGGCUCUAUUCAACAACCCAUUUUCGCUGUAUCGUCGCAGAAUCUUCAUUCUCUUCAUGCCUUGGCUUGCAAUCCUGCCCUCAGCAACCUGAUCUAUUCUCUGACCUUCCUGGCCACAAGCCUGGACUCGUCCGAAUUGGAGAAGAACGUGAAAUGUGGAAAACGCACUGUGCGACAAUCCCACGGGCACUUUAUUACAGCGACUCGGGUCGCCUAUUCCCCCGAGGAACUCUCAAACGUCAAAUCCAAUCUGACCUGGUUAAGAGGACAGCGAAGAGCAAGAGCUAAUGAGUCGUCGAGCGAGAUGAUUGAACUUCUUCAACUUGCGCUCAAAGGGUUUGGCGAGUUGGAUUCUAUCCAUUUAGAUGGUGCGGUCAUCGUCGGACGUACGCAGAGAGAAUCGACUUGUAAUGAUCAGUGGCAUCCGCUCUGGAUGCGAGCAUCCUACGUAUUCUCUUUGGUUAUGACAGCUAUGGUGCAGAGCGGGACCUCGGUGAAGAAACUCAAUGCAUAUCGCAGUACUCCUAGAUGCUGCAUUCCAUCUGGUGAUAUCACCACCUAUGCAUUAGGUCUCAACCCAAAGCAGCUAGGGAUACUGAACAAGGGCCUGGAAUCACUCCAGCUGAGUAUGUCUGCGGAGGUACAGAAUGCUCUUGACUUUGCCAAUGCUCUUAACGUUCUCGAACCAGAUGACGACACACCAGAGGGUCAUUUAUCACGCGAUGAUCCUCGUGCAGUGCUAGUUGAUGGGACACCGGGGAUUACAUCCCUACUCAAGUCUGCGCCUGCUCUUCGAGAGCUGGAUUUAUCUUUCCGUCAUGCCCUGGAAGACGGGACGUUGGACAGCUACGACCGGAUCCUUGAAAGUAUUGCCCAUGAAGCCCAGUUCCCGAUACUGGAAAAAUGUGCACUUUCUGGAUUCCUGGCAAAAGGGGAAUCGAUUCUGCUAUUUCUCCAGAAGCAUCCCGACCUCCGCUCUUUCACGUUGCAUGAGUGUACUUUGACCACUGGGUCAUGGACACCCAUUUUUUCUCAUCUAGACCAAUCGAUGCCAAGGCUAGACGACCUCAGCUUCUCGAACUUGUAUGGAAAACAUAGGCAGGAAGAGGAUGGCAAGCAGGAAGUCGAUGGGAUGGUGAAUCUACAACCGAUUUGGGACACCGAUCAGCCACCGCUUUGGAAAAGCUUCUCGACGGGUGGAGGGAGGCAAGUGCAUACCAGGAGCUUCAAUCGCGAAGAAUUGAAGAAAGGGCUUGUGUUUCGGCCAUUGAUCAGGGGGCGGGGACGACCUAAAGGCUCUCUUGAGUUUAUGCGGUGGAGGGAUUCUCGGAGAGCGCUUUAUGGACCUCCAUAG
Penicillium maclennaniae is the source of this 1515-nucleotide messenger RNA. RefSeq names its product F-box domain protein. The transcript has a single exon. Gene Ontology annotation, molecular function: protein binding. NCBI's taxonomy places the organism in Eukaryota, Fungi, Ascomycota, Eurotiomycetes, Eurotiales, Aspergillaceae. The coding region runs from base 1 to 1515 and encodes 504 amino acids. The record is from RefSeq and is a predicted model, not a curated record.